AUGAUGUCGUCAGCGUCAGCAGUAUCGCCAGCAACGGCCGCGCGCUGCCCCUUCACUGGGCGACUAGCGGCCGUGGCAACCAUGGGCGAGUCGCUCUCACGCGAAGAUACCGAAGCGGACCUCCCGGUACCCAUCCCGGGUCCCCACCCGUGGGACAUAGUGGGCAACGUGCGUGAUCUGAGCGCGAUCGCGCUGCGCGGGAUCGAGGAGGCGACGCUGCUGUACGGGCGCAAGUACGGCCCGAUCUGUAGGUUCGCCAACGGCGUGAGCGCGUGGACUUUCGUAAACGACGCGGAGAUCAUCGCGCACAUCUGCAGCUCCAACUCCAAAAACUACUCGCGCAGAUUCCUGCCCGACUCUCCUUUCCACCGGCUUUUCCCAACUGCCUUUCCCCACCAGGCGGUAUACGAGUACGUGACGCAUGGCAAGGGCAUUCUGGGGUCGCAAGGGGAGUACAACCGCGCGCACCGCCGCAUGUGCCAGCCGCCUUUCAUGCGCCCCAACCUGCUCGACGCCUUUUCCGAUACCAUCCAGUCACAGCUAGACAAGCUCAUCACAAUGUGGCGCCAUCAAGCCACCACAGACGCCGGCUCACCCCUCCCCAAUGUUGUCCUCGACGGGAAUCUAGCGGUCCAGAUCCAACGCUUCACGCUCGACAUCAUCGGAGCCGUCGCUUUUUCCAAAGACUUCGGACAGCUGGACCGCAUCCGAGCCGACCCUGCAGGCUCGGCGACCCAGGCGGACGCCGGAGCUGACGAGCUGCUAGGGGCGGUGAACGAGUCGCAGCAGUUGAUGGCAAACGUGUUCAUCACGCCACUGCCGGUGCUGCAGCUGCUGCGGAGGUUCGGGGAACCAGGGAUGCUGCGGUUGGAUGCGGCGAUGAAGGCCAUGGAGAGGGUUAUGAUGGGUGUAAUCGAGGAGCGGAGAGAGAAAUGGCGCGCAACGGGGGACGCUGGAGAUGAUCUGCUGGGAGUGCUGCUAGGCGCCACGGUACGGCCGUUGGGAAUGGGGAGCGGCGAGGGAGCUGGCGCGCAAGGGGGGGAACGCUGGUUAG
Molecule: messenger RNA, 1054 nt
Organism: Closterium sp. NIES-65
Lineage: Eukaryota; Viridiplantae; Streptophyta; Zygnematophyceae; Desmidiales; Closteriaceae
Source: the annotation of a GenBank genome assembly